AUUAAAGCGUUUCCAUACAUAUUAUGACUCUGAGAAUAUAAUUUAUUACCGUAUACGAGUAUAUAGGAGGUCCUGAUUAUACCAAAGACCUAAAGAUAUCUCUUUAAGGUCUUUGGAUUAUACCAUAGCCUAAAUUGAUCAGCGUAACUAUGCAGUACUACAUUAAUUUAAUCUGCUUUCAAAUAACCAGCUGAUCUCUUAUUAUAAAUUCCAACCAAAAUUCUCUGAUUGCAUUACUAUUUUGUCACUUUGAAAUUUCUGUUUACUAUACUGUGAAUAUUACUCAGCCACAGGUUUAACCUGAUAAGAAAAAUAUAUUUACUGUCAUAAUAUAAGCAUCUCAUUAAGUGCAAUUGAUUUAUAAUGGAUGGCGAAAGCUCAGUUUGCUCUUCUGCAAGCACUGAUCUCACCCUUUCCCCUGGACGCUCUCGAACACUAAAGGAUUAUGAAGAACAAAUGGCCGAGUUGAAAAAGGAAAAUUUCAAUUUGAAACUGAGAAUCUACUUUAUUGAAGAACGACAGGAACAGCUUAAGGGUGUCAAGGACAUUGAAGAAAUAUUCAAUAAAAAUCUUGAGUUGAGUUUCGAGUUGGAUUCAUUGAGAAAAGAUCUAUCGGAGAAAGAAGAGUUGCUGAUCCAUUCGGGGAGAGCCGUUGAACUUUUACAACUUGAACAUCAAGAUAAGAUUGAACAAAUAAGAACAGAACUAGAGAGAGAAAAAUCAUACUUGCAAGAUCAUAUUGACAAUUUGCAAAAGGCUCUCCGAGAAAAAGACAGAAGACUUAGUACACUGGACUCAAACCCAUCUCUACAUACAAUCGCGUUCGGCUGUGAUCGAGAGUCGAUAGAGCAAAAAGAACAAGCUUCUUUAAGAAAUGAGUUGAGUAACAUCACUAAAAAAUAUGUCAAACUGGAAGAAGAUAUGGAUGCUGUGAGAGAAGACUACAUGAGACUUGAAGAGAGGCUUGACAGUUCAAAUAGAGAGAAUGUUACUCUAAAAGCCCAAGUGAGGGCUUUGGAGACUGAGCUCGAGAAGCGCCAAGCUCACCUCAAGCAGGCAUACUUGGACUUGGGACGGACAAAUGGGUCGACAUCCACCCUGGAAGACUCACAACAGGACGAACAACUCACCAGAAAAGAAGAAGAAAUGGCUGAGCUAGUGAAGAUGAUCAAUGAUAUUGAAAGAAAUUUUGAAACGAAUGUCAAUAGCAAACAAAGCAGCCACUCUCUUUCACGAAGUAGCAGUAGUAACAACAGUUUAAGUAUCAACGGCAAAGAUCAGCUAGAGGCUUCUCACUCUAGUAUCUUGCGAAACAUAUUUUUCCGCAGUAACAGAUAGUAGAAUCCCUGUACAAAUUUCGUUUUCCUUAUCAAUCGUCAAUAAAAAAAUCCUUCUUAUCAGUGAA
Molecule: messenger RNA, 1405 nt
Organism: Nilaparvata lugens (brown planthopper)
Lineage: Eukaryota; Metazoa; Arthropoda; Insecta; Hemiptera; Delphacidae
Product: CDK5 regulatory subunit-associated protein 2
Exons: 6
Coding region: 364-1338 (324 amino acids)
Biological process (GO): establishment of mitotic spindle orientation; regulation of mitotic cell cycle spindle assembly checkpoint; microtubule bundle formation
Cellular component (GO): mitotic spindle pole; pericentriolar material; perinuclear region of cytoplasm
Molecular function (GO): gamma-tubulin binding; microtubule binding; protein kinase binding
Source: RefSeq, a predicted model, not a curated record